AUGUCGGAGAUCCGCCGCGACGUGCCGGAGGGGGCGGGGGCGGGGGCGGGGGCGGAGGGCAAGGGCGCCGAGUCCCACGUCGGCAGCCGGGCCGCGCGGCGCCGGAGGAUGGAGAUACGGCGGCAUAGACUGGUGGCCGAGCGUGGCGCGGAGGAGACCUCCAGGAAGAGGCGGAAGCUGGAGGAGGAAUCCUCUUCGACGGACGAGGAGGAGAUCGAGCCCGCCAGGUACGGCGUGACUUCGGUGUGCGGACGCCGGAGGGACAUGGAGGACGCCGUGUCUAUCCGGCCCGAGUUCCUCCCCGGCCACCACUUCUUCGGGGUCUUCGACGGCCAUGGCUGCUCGCAUGUUGCAACGUCGUGCGGGGAGCGGAUGCACGAGAUCGUCGCCGAGGAGGCCGGCGGCGCCCGCUCGUCGGGGUCGGACGACGCGGAGCGGUGGAUGGGUGUCAUGGAGAGGAGCUUCGCGCGGAUGGACGCCGAGGCCGUGAGCUCAAGGUCAAGGGCCAGCGGAGCGCCCACCUGCCGGUGCGAGUUGCAGCUGCCCAAGUGCGACCACGUCGGCUCCACGGCCGUCGUCGCCGUCGUCGGCCCUCGCCACCUCAUCGUCGCCAACUGCGGUGACAGCCGUGCAGUCAUCGGCCGCGGGGGCGCCGCCAUCCCACUGUCAUCCGACCACAAGCCGGAUCGGCCCGACGAGUUCGAGCGGAUCCAAGCGGCCGGAGGGCGCGUCAUCUUCUGGGACGGCGCCCGCGUCUUCGGCGUGCUCGCCAUGUCCCGGGCCAUCGGAGACAGCUACCUGAAGCCAUUCGUGAUAGCCGACCCGGAGGUGCGGGUCAUGGAGAGGAAGGACGGCGAGGACGAGUUCCUCAUCCUCGCCAGCGACGGCCUGUGGGACGUGGUGAGCAACGAGGUGGCGUGCCACGUGGUGCGGUCGUGCGUGCGGAGCAAGGCGAAGCGCCGCGGCGGCCGGUCGAGCCCGACCUCCAACCUGAGCCCUAGGCAGAGCAGUGGAAGCGGCAGCGGCAGCGGUAGCAGCAGCGGCGACGAAGCCCAGAACGACGGGGGCGGUUGUGCCGACGCACGCUCCGAGAGCGACGAGGAGAGCGGCGAGGAGGUGGACGAGGCAUGCGCCGAGGCGGCCAUCCUGCUGACCAAGCUGGCGAUAGCGCGGCAGAGCCCGGACAACGUCAGCGUCGUCGUCGUCAACCUCAGGAGGCGCCGCCCGAGAUUCUGA
Molecule: messenger RNA, 1236 nt
Organism: Triticum turgidum subsp. durum (durum wheat)
Lineage: Eukaryota; Viridiplantae; Streptophyta; Magnoliopsida; Poales; Poaceae
Source: the annotation of a GenBank genome assembly